Messenger RNA from Schistocerca americana (American grasshopper), 5033 nucleotides. RefSeq names its product KH domain-containing, RNA-binding, signal transduction-associated protein 3-like. Bases 66 to 1814 code for a protein of 582 amino acids. The transcript is spliced from 9 exons. Gene Ontology annotation, cellular component: nucleus. Gene Ontology annotation, biological process: regulation of alternative mRNA splicing, via spliceosome. The record is from RefSeq and is a predicted model, not a curated record. NCBI's taxonomy places the organism in Eukaryota, Metazoa, Arthropoda, Insecta, Orthoptera, Acrididae. Gene Ontology annotation, molecular function: mRNA binding.
GUUGAGCAUCAAACGCUUCACUUAUUGUGUGGAAGUGGCUGGAAACGGACGUAUUCGGUGUAGUAAUGGCGGAUAACUCUGCAGCAAACGGCGACUUAAACCGUAAUAACAAUAUCAGUGGUACCGAUUGCAUGAGUGAUACAAACAGUGCCAAUGUGAAGUCUGAAGGAGACAUGGAAACGCAGAUACCGCCCGAGAAAGCUGGCGAAUAUGUUCGUGAACUGCUGCAAGAAAAACAGAGCUUGGAUUCCUCGCAGUGGCCAAACGCUCUUCGUCUACUGGAUCAAGAGGUGACGAAAGAGGUGGCCCGCGUGCAGGCGCAAGGUCGUCCCCUGCCCCGAGAGAGCAAGUAUGUGGACAUUUACCGCGAGAAGCCCAUCCGCGUCGCAGUCAAGGUGCUCGUGCCCAUCAAGGAGCAUCCAAAGUUCAACUUCGUUGGAAAACUUUUAGGACCAAAGGGCAACUCUAUGAAGAGACUACAAGAAGAUACGAUGACGAAAAUGGCGGUUCUUGGGCGAGGCUCCAUGAAAGACAAGCAAAAAGAAGAGGAGCUUCGCGCGUCGAAGGACCCAAAGUAUGCUCACCUGAGCGAUGACCUGCACGUGGAGAUAGCGGCGUUCGCGCCCCCCGCCGAGGCGCACGCCCGCAUAGCGUACGCUCUGGCAGAGCUGCGCAAGUACCUCAUCCCCGACUCGAACGACGAGAUCCGGCAGGAGCAGAUGCGCGAGAUGGAGCUCAUCCAGACCGUGUCCGGCGAGCCGGGCGUGCGCGUCCAAGACGCCGCCGCCGCCGCAGCCGCCGCCGCCGCAGGACGGAAGGUACUGUUGCCUAGUCAACCCCUGCUGGGCGGCAGCCCGUACCAAGCGAAACAGGGUUUAGCCGCGCAGGACGCUGCCGCAGCCGCCGCCGCCGCCGCUGGACGCAACCAUAACCCUGUGCCGCGCGGCCGAGCCCUGCCGCUGCGCAGCGCGGUGGCGGGCAGCGGGGUGCCAGCAGGCCCUCCGCCGCCCCCGCGCGGUCGCGGUCUGCUGGGGCCGCCCCCGCCUCCGCCACCGGGCGCAGUGCGUGGCCCUCCCGGCGGCCUCCGCAAGCCGGCGCCACCACUGCCGCCCCCACCGCCCCCGCAGGCUCUGCUGCCGCGCCCCACGCCCACCAAGACCAAGGUCCUCAGCAUACUGGACCGCGCGCGCGCUGCCAUGGAGGAGACCGGGUACGGCGGCGCAGGCGACGAGGAAAGGGCUGCCGCAGGGACCUUCUACGACACCGCCGCCUACGACUCGUACGCUGCUACGGGGUACAGCGGCUAUGAGGACUACGAGGAGGGCGGCGGCGACUAUUACGACGCGGCAGCUGCCUACCCAGGUCCAACUUAUGGAUUAUUUCACUUUUCUCUGAAGGAUGAUGACAUUGCAGCUACCUCUUUCAAGAACACAGGUUUAAAUCCCCACUAUGCCCUCCGUUUCUCGAGUUCCAAGAUAGGCUCCGCACCCGGUUCCCUCGUCUCCUUGCCACCUCUUGUUCGCAGACGACUCCGCCAGCCGCUGGAAGGCCUUCAAGAGCAGCACUGUGGCCGGGGUGAGCACGGACCGGCCGCGCUACCGCCCCACUCCGUAUGCGCGCCCAGCCAAGUAAUGAGCGCCACGGCAGCGGCGGCUGCUGCGGCGGCGGCAGCGGCGGCGGCGGCCCGCCCCCACCAUCACCACCACCAUCACCACCACCACCAGCAUGUCCACCAGCAGCAGCAACAGCAGCUGCUGCACCUGCACCACCACAGCCACCACCUGCAGCAGCGGCAGCGGCACCCGACCCAGUAGCAGAGGCCGGCGCUGCCAGUGAGUGCCGCAGCAUUGCCUAACCAGUAUAGCCUAGCGCGGGCCGCCUACUGACUCCAUAACCAAAACACGGAUACUGUACCAAUUACAGACGCUCGCUCUCACCUGAGAAGAUAGAAAAGUGGAGCGAAGCUUGGUGUCAAUUCGAGUUUAAGAAAAAACAUUAAUCUAGUCCUAUUCUUUGGACAAGAAGAAUAGGGAUGUCUACACCAUAUACAGUAAUUUGGUGUUAAUCGUUAAAACAGGUUAACGACAGAUGUAUUUAGUCUAUCCUUUGCAUUAGUAUCGAUUGGUUCGACAUUCAUUCAUUUAUUUAGUUGAACGUGAAGAGUCGCAUAAAUGUUUUUCCAUUGUAUAUGUGCUUCACAUUUUGACUAUCUCUUGUGUUCUGACAUAAAAUUCUGUUUGAACCAGGACAUUAACAUACAAUUUAUUUUCCUUAAAUUAAUUAGUAGCUCUGUUCUUGCAAAAUGGUGUGUAGUAUUUCAUUCUUUUGUCUCCCAUAUUAACAUCAUUCAUGUUGGUAAUACCAAAAUUCAGAAUAUUAUUUCACACACCAUAGUGUGAGAGGAAAAGCUAAAAUUUUAUUUGAGCUGUAAAUUUUGUAUGUUAAUGAAGUGUGCAGUUACAUGUCAGAAUAUGGGCAAUAGACUCAAAUAAAACAUUUAUGUGACAGGUUGUACUGGGAUAGAUUAUUCCACUAGUACACUACAUGGAGUUGUUUCACGAUAGAGAAUGUGGCUCAGCAUAAAUUUUAGUACACUUCUAUCUCACCCUAGCUACUCCGUCCUCCUGUAUUCGACAAGGCUGGAUCAGAAUUAAAACCGUGACACAUCUCUUUAUAAUCAUUUUGAACUAAAAUUUUGCAAAUUUUAGUUUUACUUUUUUUGUUUUCUAAUUGUACUGGGCUAAAACACUUAUAGCUCCUAGUGUAGAUGGUAUAUGGUACUGCAUGAAAUAUGUAGAUGUUUAUAAAUGUGUUCAAUGUGCAACACUUGACUGUAAUUGUUUUGUGAGCAUCGGCAGUGGGAAUUAGUUUUGUCGAAGCACAUAUACAAUUCACAGUACUGAAUAUUAGAAGUAAACAUAGUAUUCUUGUCACAUUUACUGUAACAUGUGUUAGUUGAAGUCAACCAGUAUUUAGUAAUUUUCUUCAUAUUAUGAUAGACCUAAAAUACUACUAGUAUUUUAUGGUAGUGCUGUAAUCUUUUCGUUUCUAAAUCAGACAUCAUGUAAAAGCCAAUGUAAAUCCUAUACUUUUGUGGACAGCGUUUACUUUCAGAUUUGGUUUCACAUGCUUCACACAACUACAGAACUUACAUACAAUUAUAUGUAUAUAUCGCAUUUUUGUGGCCAGUGGUGUGUACUAAAAAUUUGAAUGGAAACUAUUGUGGGAUUUUAUGUGUGUUCUUGAAAGAAUCUGGUUGAAAUACCAUUGGAUACAGGGUUACUUCACAGCAGUUGUUUGAAAGUAGCAUUCAAUGGGAUGACAAUCAGAACACGUGUGGCACUAAAUGUUUGCCAUGGUACCUAUAUUUCGGUUUGUGGCUGAUGGUGUCUUGACUGAAUUGGUAUUACUAAAGUGGUCCAAUCUAUAUUAACCCACUCUUGGGCUUUAUUCUUACGAAUAAUCUGUUGAUAUCAAAAUGUGUAGAUUUAGCUACUUCACAUCUCACUAUUUAAAUUUUCUGAGAAGCCCGUUGUCUAGGAAACAUUGUUCAAAUGAAAUAUAUAUAAAUAUAUUUUCAUGUGUACUGAUUUUAUUGGAGAAUUAAAUACAUUUGUGAAUGAUUUUUAUUUAAAGUAGGCCUAAAUCGCACAGUAUGUAGCUCAGGUUGCUGCAAUAUAUUUUUACAAGCAGAUCAUCUGAAAUACCUAUCCAGUAAUUCAAUAAUUUAGAAUUUGUGCAAAUGACUUGAAAACUGUAUCUAAAACAAACAUUGUAAAUAUAACCCCAAAUGUUUUGAGGCUGUCAGUAUUGAUGACUAAAAAGGGGCAGGAAAGAAUUUUUAAUCACUAAAGUAGAUAUCUGCGUAGACGGAAAGCCUUUACCUAAAGGGCAGUGAAUAAAUUGUUAUGAUUGGUGUCCUUAUUACUUUAUUGUCCAUACGACAAAGCAGCCUAAGUCUUGAAUUUUUGUGUGUGAUGCAAAAUACUGUAGUGUAUUCUCCUUAGCUUCUGAAAUGUUUUAGAUAUUUUAAAUCUCAGAAAUCAUACUGUAAUUAAAGAUAAUUAGUGUCUGAUAAGUAAAAAGGCUGAGUCAUCUAUGGUCAUGUUUGCAGGAUAAUGGAACAUGUGGUAUGUUUAGAGCCAAGUGGUGUUCUUGGACAAGAACUUUUUAAUAGCCUUUAAAAGUUAGUGGUGUGUAGUACAUUAUAAAAGAAGCAUUUAAAAUGUUCUAAUUUAGUUUUAUUUUUCUUUCAAUAAUCUUAAAUUAAUUUCUUUAAAGUAAUGUUGUUAGUAGUUUUGUGAAAUGUUUAAAAAGGAUGUUACACGUAGCAUUAAAAUAUAAACUUGUAAAAGAAACACAAAAAUAUUACAUGAGCAGUUUUCAUUAGAUGUAAAAGUUAUGGUUAAAAUUGUAUGUUUUUUCAAUGAAGAUUUUGAAAUCUUCCAUAAUUAAAAUUUAUGAAAUCUGCUUCUGUCUUUUCUUAAAACACAAACAUUUAUUUAAAAGCGACAAUAACUGAUAUCAGGUGCUCAUAAGGAGUGCAGAACACUGCGUUUUUACACACACAAAAUUUCAGAAAUCAUUUAUUUCAGUGUAUGCAGUAAGGUAUCCAGUGUCCUUUUAGAAAUCGUCUAUAGUUUCUUGUUUGUUGCGUUCUUCAUGUCUAAUUUGAGAUCUAAUAUGCUCUUAAGUGCAAUUUUAGAGAAACCUCAAGCAAAUUCCAAGUAAAAAGUAUAACUCAGUAACUAUAAAUUCACAAGUUGAAAAUUCGAAAAAUAAAUCAUAAAUCAAACGACAUGUCUGAGUAACAAUGGAGCAUCACCUCUGGAGAAAUUUGCAAAACAGCUGCAUGGAUAUCAGUUCAGAAGAUUCGGCAAGAAAAUUCAUAUGGGUGAUGCUGCAGUGAAUGUUUUUAAAGGGAUAUGUGGGACCAAGUUCCUUAUACUCCAUAAAUGCUUGUUCUUCUAGCUCAGUGAAGAUGUACAAAUGAUAGAGUAUUAAUGAAAUAUAUUUUUAAUUAUUUUUCUAAA